AUGGAUCCUCAGGAGCAAUCCCAAGUAACAAGACGCCUUCUCUCUGUGAAAAACAUUAUCCUUGUGCUCUCUGGCAAAGGUGGCGUUGGUAAAUCAUCCGUUACAACACAGCUCGCACUAAGCCUCUACGAUUCAUCUCCAACCACAAGAGUGGGCAUCCUAGAUGUCGAUCUGACAGGGCCCUCCAUACCUCGCAUGCUGGGAGUCAAUGACCAUGGAGUACACCAGAGCACCUCAGGAUGGGUCCCUGUCUACGCUGAUGGUGCUACCACCAGACUUGCAUCUAUGAGCGUUGGCUUUCUUCUAAAAAACAAAGGCGACUCUGUUGUGUGGAGAGGGCCCAAAAAGAAUGGCAUGAUCAGGCAAUUCCUCAGCGAUGUCCGCUGGGGAGACCUCGAUUAUCUCAUUAUCGACACACCCCCAGGUACUUCUGAUGAACAUUUGUCCCUCAUGGAACAUCUAGCUGGACUACAUUCACGGUUAUCUGCAGUAGUCGUGACAACACCGCAAGCAGUUGCCCUCAUGGACGCAAUCAAAUGUGUUUCCUUUACCCGUGCAGUCAAUCUCCCUGUGCUUGGCCUUAUUGAAAACAUGAGCGGAUACGUAUGCCCUUGCUGUGGCGAAAUUAGCAACGUCUUUUCGGUUGGAGGGGGGGAAGAAAUGGCUCGUAAAGAGAAUCUUCGAUUCCUUGGAAGCCUGCCCGUCGAUACAGAGCUUGUUGGUCUGUUAGAUGCUGAGAGUGACGUCCCCGACGUAUUGAGUGACAAUCAGGAGUCAUUCCCCCUCUUGAGACGGUACAAUGCGACCCCAUCCGCAAAGAUAUUCAAGGGGAUCGUAAAAAACAUAUUGGACGCACUCGCAAACGUGACUGCGGGACCGUGA
This is a messenger RNA of Laccaria bicolor S238N-H82, 882 nucleotides long. RefSeq lists its product as uncharacterized. Gene Ontology annotation, cellular component: cytosol. The record is from RefSeq and is a predicted model, not a curated record. Bases 1 to 882 code for a protein of 293 amino acids. NCBI's taxonomy places the organism in Eukaryota, Fungi, Basidiomycota, Agaricomycetes, Agaricales, Hydnangiaceae. The transcript has 3 exons. Gene Ontology annotation, molecular function: ATP-dependent FeS chaperone activity; 4 iron, 4 sulfur cluster binding; ATP binding. Gene Ontology annotation, biological process: iron-sulfur cluster assembly.